Molecule: messenger RNA, 3152 nt
Organism: Megalobrama amblycephala (Wuchang bream)
Lineage: Eukaryota; Metazoa; Chordata; Actinopteri; Cypriniformes; Xenocyprididae
Exons: 9
Coding region: 1-1272 (423 amino acids)
Source: RefSeq, a predicted model, not a curated record
AUGGGUCAGGGCAGGCAGAUAACAAUCACAGGUCAGAAUCAAAGCAACGAGUCCAAUGGGCAGGCAGCAGAGAAUCGUAAACAGGGAUCAAACAGGGUCAACAACAGGCAGAAUGAUCACCAACCACUCUGUGGCAGACAUUUGAAGUUAUCCCAUCCAACUCUGCGAUGUACAAAGGUUCUUCUCUGCAGUCAUUUAAGUCUUUCCAGACUCAAGUUCCAGACACUGAGUCAAAGUCAGAAUUUCCAUCAUCUUUUCGUCCCAUUCUGUCUGGAGGAUUUUAGAUCCAGAACAUCCCAACCACAGCUACAAUCAACAGAGAUCCAGCAGCAGAGAUCAGCACUAUGUACAAUAAAGAUCCAGAACAUCCCAACCACAGCUACAAUCAACAGAGGUCCAGCAGCAGAGAUCAGCACUGUGUACAAUAAUGGUUCAGCUGGUGCUGGUUCAGACAGAGAGUCAGUGACUGUGAUGGAGGGAGAUUCAGUCACUCUAUUCACUGGUGUUAAGAUGAACCAACAAGACAGAAUUAAGUGGUUUUUUUAUGACAAUCGCAUUGCUGAAAUCACUGGAGAUCAGAGUAAAAUCUGUAUAGAUGAUCCGUGUAAAGAGAGAUUCAGAGACAGACUGAAGGGGAAUAAUCAGACUGGAUCUCUGACCAUCACAAACAUCACAAACACAGACUCUGGAGAUUAUAGACUAGAAAUCUUCAGCAACAGAUUCAGUGAAAAGAUCAUCAACGUUACUGUCAAUGGUGUUUCUGCUGCUGAACAAAAUGAAAUGAAGAGAAAGUCAGUGAAGGAAGGAGAAUCUGUCACUUUAGAUCCUGGUGUAAUAAACAACCCACAUGAUGAGAUGACGUGGUCUUUUAAUGACAUUGUCAUCUCUGAAAUCACUGGAAAUCAGAGUAAGAUCUGUACAGAUGUUCAGUGUAAAGAGAGAUUCAGAGACAGACUGAAGCCGGACAAUCAGACUGGAUCUCUGACCAUCACAAACAUCAGAAACACAGACUCUGGAGAGUAUAAACUAAAGAUCAUCAUCAACAACAGCAGCAGUGUUGAAAGAAAAUUAGCAGUAUUAACUGUCAUUGGUUCAUCAGUAACAAAAAUAUGUGUUUCUGUUGUCCUGCUGAUAACGGUUGGAGCAGCCGCUGCUGUGUUUUUCUACUGCAUUGCACAAAAAAUUAAGGAGAAUAAUUUGUAUUCAAACAGGUAUCAGGAGACAGAGCAGUCAAAUUGCAGGUCCUGGACAUCUUGUUCAGAUGAACCAUAAAGAAAAUGAGUGGAGUGAAUUGAAGAGAAGAAGCACCAACAUGGAGCUUGAAAUCUGAAGGAUCUGGAGAGAUUCUGUAUGAAGGAAUGGUCUCUGAUCUCUUGUCAGAAGUUCUCCAAACAAAAUAAGUCAACCAAACAUUCUGCAAACAUCACAACUCCAUAUGUUUUGUCUUUUGUGUUUUGAAUUUGUGUUAGUAAAUCGCUAGGCUAUUGAUUUCUUUCACCUUCUGCAAAACUGUUUUCUUGCAGGAGAACGGUGGAGUAGAAAAUCUGUCUCCUGAUCAGAAGACAACUCCAUUGGUGGAUGCUAAUGAAAAGUGAAUCAAGAUUUCAACUUGGUUUGUCAACCAUAACAGCCAGGAUGUGAUGGUUGAUCGUUUGAAGUGCCCCUAUUAUGCCUUUUUUAAGGUUCCUAAUAUUGUUUUAGGUGUCUCCUACAACAGUUUUAAAUGCAUGCAUGAUCAAAAAGCACUUCCGUUUUCUCAUGAUAUACAUUUCAUUUUACUUAAUUUUUUACCUCUUUUACAAACAACUCGUUUAAUUUACUUAGAGUUGACUUGCUUUUGAGAGACAAUAACUUUAUAUAUGGUGCACUUUCUGAUUUUAAAACUUUGCAGGAUGUUUUCAUUCACUUAGAGCUAUGUUACACGCUACAUGAAAGGUAAUUUUCAGAAAUCCAUAAUAGAGGCACUUUUCCUGCUAGAAAUUUUAAGUUCCCAGAACAUUCUCAGAACGUCCCCACUGGAGUUAAGGAUGUUGUCUAGUAAUGUUCCCAGUACGUUCAGAGGCGUUCACAAUGUGGAGUUCUUUUAAGGUUUAGGGGACAUUAUUUGGCGGACCUUCACAGAAUAUUCAGGACAUUCUCUGAAUGUUUAUGGAACCAUAUUUUAUUUGGAAAUGUUCUCAGAACGUCUCUGCUGCCCUUGUCAAAAAAAUGUAAUUGAAAAUUUGAGCGUCAAAUUGAUUAACAAAAGUCGCUGUUCAAACAAAAACUAAUUUUGUCUUACCAAAAAAAAAAAGCACUUUACAGGUAUCUCCUGGAUUAUGAAACUUUCUCUUUAAAAUUGACAUCUCUUGCACUAAGUCAUUAGCUGACAACAGCACAUGAGCUAAUGUAACUACUGUAUCACUGCAUCAGCUACUACACAUAGUUACUGUCUUUUGUGGGAUUACAAAUUUAAUAAUCUGUUUAAGACCUGCUGAUCCUACAUCCUGACAAAACCUCACAUGAAUUACUAAAGUGGAGUAUAUUAUAUUUAGCAUGUUAAGGUAAAGAUAAUGACAUUCUAAGGAGAUUGAGGCAGGCAGCCCAGGUGUCUGUAACAUUAACCUUUUGUCUUCAUGCACUUCCUGACCAUUUGGCAGGACAAGCUCUGAAGCUCAAGAUACAGCGGUGCCUUUGUCUCUAUGAUAAUGUAAAGCUAUGGGUGAUACUGUCAGACUGAUUGGAUUAGCACCUAUGCAUUUGAAUGACACAGUUAUGCUGAUUAGAUCAUGGUUGGGAAAUGUAGGGAAUGGGCUGAUUCCUGCACUGAAUUUGCAUGCUUUGUUUAGAUUGUCUCCACCUCUGCUCGAUGUAUCCCUCCCCCUUGAAUGUAUAUGAACUACCAAGUACACUGCCUUAGUUAGACUUGGAUGACUGCAGCGACGCACAGCGCGUUUCUCAAUAAAGAGUAACUUCUGCUUGAAAGAUAUCCCAACGUCUCCUGGUCUCUGCUUCAAUGAGGAAAAAGUUUCCAACACUUUAAAUAAAUCAACAUGCUGCAUAACAUCAGUGUUUCUGGCUCAUUAUUGACUGAAGCACAGACUCUCAAGCACAAUGAUAACCUCACAAAACUCAGAUAACAGAAACAACAUUAAACACUAACAGAUCUCUCU